AACAGUUGGAAAUAUUACCAGGAAGACGUUACAGAAUGUUUGUCGCUUGCAUUGCGACAUCGCCUGUGCUGUUACUGUUGUCGUCCAUCGUCGGGUUGAUAGACUCCUACACGAUAGUAUUCAACCCGUCAUCGCCUGUAUUCACAAAUGGCACCAACAAUGCUGUCUUGGAAUGUUCAAUCUUACCAAUGGCCUCUGGAAUGUCCCUGAGACUUUUCCAUGAAGCACGGGAGUUGGGAUCGGAAACCGGAAAGCGUCUUACGUCGUCAGGAUCAAGUACCACGAUAACAAUUGAUACAAUUACAUUGGCUGACAAGGGUAAUUACACGUGUAAGGCGUACAAUGGAUCCACGGAAGUUGCUUCUAGAUCCACAGAUUUGAAAGUCUACGAGAUUCCGCGUUUAGCCGUGUUUCCCCCUACAUUGGAGAUCGCGGGUAAACAAACUUCAACUUUGAGAUGCUCUGUCAACAACCCCGCCCAUAUCAGCCCCGCCCAAGACACUAGCAUCAUCUGGUGUAAAGAUGGCAUGAACAUUACAAGUGCAGUGGGAUCGGUUAAAUUGGUCGGCAAGGAGUCUCAUCUAACAAUCACAUCUGUGGAAGUGGGGAGUACGUAUGGCUGUGGAAUCAGGGGCUAUCUUUGCUCUGCACAUACAAUAACUCGUCCUUUAACAACAACAUCUACCACCCACGUACCAACGGCAAACGUGUCAAUCUCAGGAGGCGUCACAUCAGACUACACGUUUCGUGACAAAGAUUCAAAUGCCAGUGUAAGCUGUGACCUUACGAGUUCACCGCCGACAGAUCUCACGAUACAAUGGUUCAGGAACGGAUUUCGGCUUCAGAAUACUGCCCUCCGUGUUCAUAUGUCUCAACAUGAACUCGCUCAUGGUCACUUCGUUGGAACACUUCAUUUCUCAAUAAUUUAUCGUCGGGAUGCGGAUUUAUAUUCUUGCAAAACAUCAAAAUCUGCAAGAGAAUGGACCUCAACAAUACACGUGUAUUCUCACCCGAUAUUACAGUUGAUAUCGGACCCACCAUUUGUCGACGACGGCUCUAACGCCACACUCACAUGUAAUUUAUCUAACAAGGACUCUUCGGAACCUGGUGCAUUUGCAAACAUCACAUGGUUUGAAAAUGGAAAACCCCUGCAAGAAACUGGAAGGAACAUAACGAAAACUGGACUCGGCUCAGAGAAGCUGUACAUUGACAAAGUCUCAGAAGACACCGUUUUCUGCUGUUGCCUAAAUAUCACAUGUUCUCGAAAAGCGAAACUUACAAUACUCAAGAAAGAUUCAGCAGUUUGUAAACCAGAGCCGGAUAGUAAAGGAAGAAACUGGACAAAGGCAAAAGCUGGAGGAACCAUGGUAAACGUGUGUCCAGUGGCCUAUGAUGGUACCAUAUCCCGUAGAUGCAAUGAACGUGAACAGUGGGAGGAUCCCAAGGAUUUCUCUUGUGUCAAUCAAACAUUGCUUGGUCUGAUCGAUAAGCUGGAAAACAUAGAAGAAAGACUUGAGCCUAAAGACAAUAUCAGAAAUUUACUUCUCAACUUCCGGAAUAUAACGUCGAACAAAGAGCUUCCCCUAACUGCCGGUGACCUUAACACAAGUAUUACCCUCCUGGAGGACAUCGCCACAUUUUUUAACAGCUCUGAAUACAUACUUAAAGAUGUUACAAAGAUCUUCCUCGACAUUGUUGAUGAGAUCCUUUCGUUGGAGAAGAAGAAAGACUGGGACUUGGUAACAGAGAUGACAGAAGUUCCAAGAGCAUCGUCUCUCUUAGAUAUACUUAAACUUCUCGGCGAAGCCAGUGGUCACCAUCAAACAGAUCAGGUGAUUGAUGUCACCGGACGUAAUUUAAUCUUUCAGGUGACGAACACAACGAAGCCUGUUGACAUCAUAUUCCCAUCCAAAUAUAAUGCUAAUGGCACAGCAACACUGAAGCUUAAUCAGAUUACACUGCAGAACAUAGCAACUGAACCUAGAGGCCAUUUCAUAAUUGUUUUGGUAUACUUCAGUACACUAUCGCAGUUUAUAUCAACGGCGCACACAUCGGCGAGCAGAGCCGACUGUGUCAACAGAGCGACGUUUGAUUUCAUUGAGGACUCUGCAAUCGUUUCUCUGCACAUUUACAGGAAUAAUCCAGGAGAAAGACGCACUUACAUUCUCGACUUAAAUCCAGGAAUUGAAGUGCAUAAUCCACACAAUACGGUUCCAGUCGAUAAACAGCUGUGUGUGGAAAUGGAUCAUACUGAAAUGGGAUGGUCAACUUGUUCUGCCACGAAAAAGUCUGGAAAUGAAACCAUCACUUUCUGCACAUAUCAACAGACAGGGAACUAUGGUGUUGCUGAGAACACCGUGAAGAUCCCAGAGAUAAUGAUUCUGGCUAUAAAGAUCGUGGCUGGAAUCCUUCUCCUGGCAGUGGUAGUAAUGGCGAUCAUGAAUUUCUUGGCGGAACAAAAUCGAACGGAGCAUUUAAUUGCGUUAAGUAUGCACAGUUCAGUGGCCAUUUCGUACGGCCUGUUGGUGUUUGGUGGGACGUCGUCAGAAAAUAAGGAUAUCUGUUCUAACAUCGCCAUUUGCAUCAACUUUUUCUUUCUGACGACGUCGUUUCUGACACUUUCGUUGAGUCUUUCAACUGUAGAACAGGCAAAACGAUUCGCCAUCGGUAUGCUUAUCGCAUCACUGGCUCUGCCGUUAAUAAUCAUCAUUAUAUACUUAUCAGUAAAAGGCAAGUCAGGCUACGGGUCCAACGACGUGUGUGUUCCAUCAACAACAAACAAUGCUCUAUAUCUUCUUAUCAUUCCUCUACUAGCAGUGGCCGUGGUACAGGUUAUAUUGUGUAUCAUUGUGGGCAUAACAGGCAAAGAAGGCAAAAGAUGUAAAUGCGUUAACAAAUACAGGUCAGUUUAUUGCAGGUCAGUUUUUCGUUCACUGAGGCUUGGUACGGAAACUGGAAUUGGAAUUCUUUUGUCAUUGCUUACAGUAUAUUCUCAAGAAACUAUCGAUGUCCUAUUUUCCAUUGUUGGCGUGGUCCAGACAUCUUUGUAUGUUUUAGCCGAGUUGGAAUUGCCACGGGAAAAUGCUGUUUGGCCUUCUCCCAGUUUGCAAUCAAAGAUCGACGCUAAAUAUCCACCGGAAAAUGCUACUGGGAAUAUUCUGGCGACGCUUUCACCAGAGGAAGCUAAACAAACGGCUCCAAAAAAACACCGACAGUCUGCCUCAAACCAGUGAAUAUUUGUUGGGCUCUACAUUUGGAACUACCAUCUACUGAGUAUUAUUUGGAUUUUGUGAAUCGGUUUAAUUCAUAAUUAGAUUACAUUUUAGUUUUGUUAUUUUCAAGGUAAGAAUAUAACUCCACAGCAGUCUGUGCGUGGCGUAAAAGGCGACCAAAUGGAUCGUGUGGUUAGGAUGUGACUUGGUUUGUUUCAUGUCACCGUAUCCCAUUGUCGUGGAUCGAUGCCCAUAAUAUCAAACACUGGAUGUCUGGUUCAGACAUUAAUUACAGACCACCGCCAUGUAGGUGGAAUAUCUCUAUCUGUGGUGUUUAACAAACAAACAUACUUUUCUGGCUUAUAUUAUAAUGCAAAACAAUCAGUAUAUCACACUGACAUCAUAUAGGUAUCCAAGAACAGGAAAACUAAGAACAGGAAAACCAUGAACAUAGGAAAACUAAGAACAGGAAAACCUAGGACAACCAAACCCUACCCACAAGAUCAAAUGCAGAUGUGACGAAACAUACAUCGGAGAAACAUAAAGAUAUCCGACCACAAACACCAAAGAUUAACUGACAAAAAGAGACUCCAAAUCCGCCAUUUGAGAUCACAUUCAACAAAGCCCCUGUCACCAGCUCCAUUGGACCAGCCCCAUGUGCCUUGCCGCCAACCACUAAACAACAUCACAAAACCUGCCAUCCACAUCAAACGAUUAAAGCCUGCUUCGUCAUGCCAUCAGCCUAUCAUCAUCUUAGAUUUAAGAGGGGAUUCCAUGAGAUCCUAGAUCUUGUCUCCUCAUGUGAAGAAGUUGCUGUUGAUGAAUUGGGUGCUGCUGUCUGUGAUCAUUUUGGUGUAGAUGUGUUAUUCCGUGUUGUAAAGUCUGGAACGGAUAGCCUGCAGGGCUUCGUCUAUUAGUACUCAAUUCUAAUAUAUUUAUCAUCUGGCCCAAUCUCUUUAAAAUGUGCGAAAUAGUUUUGUAACUUUAUGGACUUUAUGUGACCAGAUUUAUUGUAUAACUUUUCAGUAAAAUUGAAAAAAUUAAAUAGAACAUUUUGCAUACAUUAUAUAUCUGCCAUCUUGUAUGUUUAUAAAUUGUAUCAUGUACAUGUAUGUACUCAUGUAAAGGACUGUGUUGUAAAGUACUGUCGGAAAUGCUAGAACACUGCUUUUCUGGCUUCAUUUAAUAAAUACAAGUCAUAGGGCUAUGAAAAUAGCAUAUAUCAAAGUUAAGCAAAUUGACCUUAUCUAGCCUUUCCUAACUGACACUGACACAUAAAGUGUACGUUUAUUGGUUAAAUGAUGGUAAACUCAGAAAAUAUUCGUGUGUUGUCAUGCAUGUAUGAAACGGCCUAUAGCAUGAGGUAUUACCUAACACCUGUCCCGAGGUGAUGACCUCACACCGGCCCGUGCAUUCUCACAGGUGCAAAUGUCACCCGACAUCGGCUCACAGUGAACGUUUUGUCCGAGAUUUUAUGCGUACUUCACUUCACUUCGAACAUGAUGAACCACCAGUGAGUAUAGACAGAUCUCACAGAUUACGCUCUAAAUCCGGACAGAGACCAGUUAUUGUGAAAUUGAAAAGAUAAAUGCCAGGUUCUUGAUGCUGCUCGGAAAUAUCUGAAAGGUAAAAAAAGACUUUGGGGUCAAUUAAGAUUUCACUGAGUGAGAAAGACACGUUCUCAAUUGGUUCCUUUGAUGAUGAAGGCACGCGAGAAAAACAAGAUAUCUUAUCUCAGCUAUGACAAACUGAUAAUUGACGGCACUGUAUAUACGUGGGAUGGGGAGGCUUCAGAUAUACAGCAGGUUUGGAACUGGGGUUCUAAAUCAGCUGGAACAUCUGAACCGAGGGACAGCACCCAGACAGAGGCCCCAAUGUCUUACUUUCUAAUAGUGUAAGUGUAAACAACACCAUCAGUGUCGGCAGCUUCAUCGCUACAGAUGGCAAUCCUCUACCAGUGAGUCCGCACACCGGAAUAGACGAUGUAAUUCGUUUGUCAAAUACAGCACACGGUGUCAGUUCUCCAAACACUUAUAACAGGCAUAUUGUUAUUGUUAUAGACUACUACUACUACUACUACUACUACUACUACUACUACUACCACCACUACUACUACUACUACUACUACUACUACUAGAAUAUUGUGAAUACUACUACUACAACUACUAGUAAUAAUAAUACACAGUAUAAUGUAAGCACUGUUAUUAAUGUGUGUACAUGGAACAUUUAUGGACUUGUGUCUAAAGAAGAGUCAGCUGACUUCAUUUCAUUCUGUGAAAAUUUAGAUAUAUCUAUAUUCUGUUUUAUAGAAACCAUGUGUAUUGAUCCCAAGACCGUUUUGAACAAACUAUUAUGUAACUUUGGUACCUUUGUUUGUAACCUAAAGCGGUUUUCCAGUCGAGGUAGAUUGUCUGGAGGGUUAGCAGUAUGUGUGAGAAAGACGUUGACACAUCUUUUUGAAAGAGUUUACAGCCACUGGAAUACUAACUUUUUUUCAGAAUUAAGGAUAAGUUGUCUCCAUUUACCAUUUUCUUGGUGUUUGUUUAUAUCCCCCCUGAACGCUCACCGAUGUACAGUAACAGUGAAGAAAACGGCAUUGAUCACUUGGACCAACAACUGAUGCACAUUAUGUAUGACUAUGGAGAAACAUGUACAUUUAUCCUGUCUGGCGAUUUUUACGUUAGAACCGGGUGUGAAUUAGAUUAUUUUUUGGAUGAUGGUUUGAAUACUUACCCCACUGAUGAAGAUUACAAGGCAGAUUAUGUUAGUUGUUUUAGAAAUUCUCUUGAUGCAAAUGUUAAUAAUUCUGGUAGAAGUCUAUUGGACUUCUGUAAGCUAUUUGGUGUACAUAUUGUAAAUGGGAGUUCUGUACUAGAUAGUUCUGGUAACUUUACCUUCAUCUCCCAUACAGGUUGCAGUGUUGUAGAUUAUUUUAUUGUAUCUACUGUGUUUUUUCCAAAUGUAUUAGAAAUGUCAGUUUCACCACACACAGAGUCUGAUCACUUACCUAUGUUAUGCAGUUUCAAGGAUAUUGUUACUGGUGGAGUCUACAAGGAAAGCACUGCCUCUGUUAAUUUAUCCUAUGUUCCUAAAUAUAAAGUAUCUUCAGAAGUUUUCAUCUUAUGCUAAGUAUCUCCGCGAAGAUAUGUGUAAAGUGAUGUUUUAAGAAUAUAUAUUGUUGGUAGAUCAAAAUGUAAAUGCUGCAGUAUGUAAGCUCACAGAUAUCAUACUGCACAGUGCAAAUACAGGUUCAGGUAGACAAAGAUAUCAGCCUCAGUGGUUUGAUAAGGAGUGCGAGUUUUAAAAGUCCGAGAAAUAGAGACUUUUGAAUAAAUUUAGAAAUAAGUUGUAAGUGUGAUUCAAAAGUAAAGCAGUACAUAACAGUUUGGGAAGACAGGGAAAAAGGCCAUACAGAGAAGUCCACUGAGAAGUUAUAUAUCUCCAAGUGACUGGCUGAUUUACUUAAGAGAUCUUCGUAAUCCCUUACAUGGAAUUGAUAAUAAUAAGUUUGAUUGUGUUGUGGAGGAGUUUCUGCUCUCUCAUACAUGUGAUAACUGUAAUGAUUUACCCUUUUCGGAUGAACUCUUGUCAGGUGAGAUCACUGAAAGAGAGGUCGCGGACGCUAUCAAUAAUCUGAGUACGGACAAGUCCGCAGGUGAAGAUGGGAUAUCCCCUGAUUUCUUUAAACUACCAUCGGAUCUCUUUUCACCGUACUUGAAAUUAUUGUUCAAUAAGAUUUUAGACAUGGGUGUUUUCCCAGAAUCGUGGAAUAUAAGUAUGAUUUUUUCAUUAUAUAAAUCUUGGUCAGUUUUUGAACCAACUAAUUAUAGAGGCAUUUCACUAUUAAAUGUUAUGGGAAACAUCUUCAAGUCAAUCAAAGAAAAACGUUUGAGAAUAUGGAUGGAAGUAAAUGAUUUACUGUCCGAGUCUCACGCAGGGUUCCGACCAAACUAUUCUACUGUUGAUAAUUUGUUUGUUUUACAAGCUCUUUCAUCUAAAUAUAUCUGCAAAACCAGAGGUCGCUUUUAUUGUGUAUUUAUUGACUUUAAAAAAGCUUUUGACUUUGUUAAUAGGAAAAACAUUGAUGUAUUUACUUAUUACUAAGGGAUGUCAUAGUAAAUGUCUGUACUUUUUAAAAACAUGUAUGCAUCAGUCAGCGCAUGUAUUAAGGUCAAUAAUGAACGUACGGACUGCUGAUUUACAACAUCCUCCGGUGUACGACAAGGUUGUGUUUUAAGUCCGUUGUUGUUUAUAUUUUUUAUAUGAGAUAUUUGUAACCCAAGAAAUAAUGGACACUAUGCUCCUUCUCUUUGCUGAUGUUGUUGUAAAUUUUCCUAUUCUGUAAAUGGCUUGCAAAAACAGAUAAAUGAGUCUUGAAGUAAAUCUGAAUAAAACCAAUGUUGUAGUUUUUAGAAAAGGUGGUAUUGUUGCAAAACAUGACAAGUGCUUGGUUCGUCUGCCUUGAGUGUAGUCCCUUGCUAUAAAUAUUUAAGUCUUAUGUUUUCCUGUAGAUUGUCAUGGUCUAUGGCAUGUAAGCAAUUAGCUGUUCAGGCGUCGAAAGCCAUUAUGCCGCUUUAUGAUUUAUCCAGGAAAAAUAGUUGUGUCUUUUUUCACAGAAUGUACCAUUUUUUAAUGCAAAAUUAUGCCUAUACUAUUGUAUGGUUCUGAAAUAUGGGGUGCAAAGUAUUACGCUGCAAUUGAAAAAGUUCACACUACAUAUUUUAAAUGUUUUCUAGGUGUUGGUAAGUUUGCCACAAACAAGGUAAUCCUUGGUGAAACAGGCCCUAGUAAUAUUUUUGUAGCCAGCCAAUUAAGGGUAAUUAAGUAUUGGAUUAAGUUACUUAGAAUGAUGCCUGAUAGAUACCCAUAUCAGUGUUACAAAAUGUUAAAGGUACUUGAGGAUAGUGGUAAAAAUAAUUGGGUUUCAGAUGUGAGAAAUCUAUUAUUUGUUAUUAUUUCAUUUCAUAAAUGUAAUGUAAAUAUAUGUCGCAGGUCCAAAAACGGUGAUAUUGUGAACUCUAUUUGUACAAACUGUACAUCCGGAGAAGUAGAGGAUAAAUACCAUGUCUUACUUAUGUGUGAAACGUAUUCCCAUUUAAGGUAUAAAUUUCUCCAUAUGUUGCAAUGUAUUUUAAAUGAUAAAUCUGCUGAAACUCUGAAAAUCCUGGUAUGAUCCAUGCUGUUUCCAUAUUCUUAAAACAUGUCUUUAUAAAGCGGAAUGUGUAACUUGAUUUAAAAUCUAAUCAUGUUCAUCAAGAGACAAAUGUUAAUAUCCAAUCUGCAUUGUAUCAUGGGCCCUGAUGCCUAAAUUACUGAAUAAACUGUCUG
This is a messenger RNA of Haliotis rufescens (red abalone), 8540 nucleotides long. RefSeq names its product adhesion G protein-coupled receptor B1-like. NCBI's taxonomy places the organism in Eukaryota, Metazoa, Mollusca, Gastropoda, Lepetellida, Haliotidae. Gene Ontology annotation, molecular function: G protein-coupled receptor activity. The record is from RefSeq and is a predicted model, not a curated record. Bases 36 to 3233 code for a protein of 1065 amino acids. Gene Ontology annotation, cellular component: membrane. The transcript has 28 exons.